AAUAAGAAAAGCUUGGUGGCGUUUAAGAUCAUGCCUCUAGAAAAUAUGAAUGAGUUCACCACACACAUUCUAGAGAUUGUCAACGCACACAUGAUGCUCAGAAAAAGUCUUACGUCAGCAUCAAGAGUGCCUCAGUCGUUUCCCUCUGCUGGGCGCAGUGACAUGGGGGGCUAUGGAGGAGGUGGCAGUCUGUCAGUGAAUGGACUCACGGCGCAUCAGAGUCAGGUGCUGAACCUGAUUAAAAACUGCCAUGCCGCAGAAGGUAUGAGUCUUCAAGAGUUGAAACUUCAGCUCCAAAAUAUGAGCAUGUCAGCAAUCAAGCAAGCCGUUGAAUUCCUUAGCAGCGAGGGACACAUCUACUCCACUGUGGAUGAUGAUCACUAUAAGUCAACGGAUGCCGAGUAA
Eurypyga helias (sunbittern) is the source of this 405-nucleotide messenger RNA. RefSeq names its product replication protein A 32 kDa subunit-like. The transcript is spliced from 4 exons. The annotation marks the transcript as partial. Gene Ontology annotation, cellular component: site of double-strand break; chromosome, telomeric region; DNA replication factor A complex. NCBI's taxonomy places the organism in Eukaryota, Metazoa, Chordata, Aves, Eurypygiformes, Eurypygidae. The record is from RefSeq and is a predicted model, not a curated record. Gene Ontology annotation, biological process: double-strand break repair via homologous recombination; nucleotide-excision repair; DNA replication.